This is a messenger RNA of Carlito syrichta (Philippine tarsier), 990 nucleotides long. It is a transcript of the gene MEIKIN, whose product is annotated as meiotic kinetochore factor. Gene Ontology annotation, cellular component: kinetochore. Lineage: Eukaryota; Metazoa; Chordata; Mammalia; Primates; Tarsiidae. The annotation marks the transcript as partial. Gene Ontology annotation, biological process: male meiosis chromosome segregation; meiotic sister chromatid cohesion, centromeric; homologous chromosome segregation. The transcript has 11 exons. The record is from RefSeq and is a predicted model, not a curated record.
AUGUGGCCGCUACGGGUCUACACCCGCAAGAAGCGGCAGGCCAGUCAGAGACACAACCUAACCCCGACGCCAGACCUAGGUUCCCCCGCGAAGGCGGAGGCCCCGACUGGCCCAGGCUCACGGCGCUUGACGGUAAAAGGGAGAGCGCACGGGUUGCCGAAGAUCGCCGAGGGGAGCAGACGGGGAGGUAGCGGCUCUGGGCAGCGCAGCACUCACUUAGGAGUUACAGGAGAGAAAAGCCUGCAAGGAAAUAGCACUAGUGAAGAGAACCAGGAUGUGAAGAUUACUCCAUUGAGUGAGUCAGUGACUGAUGAUCUCCGGGUUGACAGUACUUCAUCAAAUAGUGAACUAGUAUCAGGAUUAAGCUUGCAGCAUAAUUCCAGUUCUCUUCUGAGCUGUUCAAUCACAGAUUCUUAUACAGACUAUAACAGUCUUGAAGAGAGUUCAACUAGCUUACCGUCACCUGAACUAUUCAGAGGAUCAGAUUAUUUAGACUGGGAGUGUCCCACAUUGAAAGAGCACACACAAUGGAAGAAUUCCACUCUUCUGGAUACUAGUAAAGCAGUAGCAAUAGAGAAGGCACCACAGUUUUCAAACCUCUCUGCAAUUUUAAGUACCUCUUCAGAAGACUAUCAGAAAUGCUAUAGACAAACAGUGAUGACAGUAGCAGGCCAAAAUAUUUCUCCAAAACCAAAGUGUACUUCAAAUUCAGAAUCAGAUAAUGCAGCUUGUGAAGCUUUAGUUGCUGAGAAAUCUUGCCCUUCAACUCCUGAAAAAACAACAAAAAAAAAAACAAGUUCAAGUACUUCUGAUAAGAAAAGUAGAGGUCUGUUAACAAGUACUCCAUCUUCGGAGACAGCUGAUUUUGUGGUUGAUUUGUCCUCAGUGCAAAAACCAUCUUUUGAAGAACUGUUUCCAAAUGUCAGCAACUAUGUUAAUUCAAAUGAAAUUGUUCCUGUGUCAAGUUUGCAAGAAAGUUUUUCAAAUGAG